Molecule: messenger RNA, 318 nt
Organism: Aaosphaeria arxii CBS 175.79
Lineage: Eukaryota; Fungi; Ascomycota; Dothideomycetes; Pleosporales
Exons: 1
Coding region: 37-228 (63 amino acids)
Source: RefSeq, a predicted model, not a curated record
GGCGGUUAUGUGAACAGGUUUUCUUUUGGGUGUUGGAUGAUGGGAGGAGUACGGAGAUACGCAUGGAUACAUGCAUAUUCACAUACUCAUUCCCUCUCUCCCUUUCUCAUACAUGGAAAGAAACAAAAAAGUGGGAUCAGUGUGGUUUGCACAUCGUGGCUCUGUGUGUGUGUGUGUGUGUGUCUAUGUAGCCCUCUCGUUCUCUAUGUGUGUUGUGUGUGUGUGUAGAAGAUAUGUAUGUGUCUUAUAUUGAUAUGUGGAUCUGGACAGCGUUUGUAACUGCCGUUGCUAAGAGCCCUUUGACUCUUUUACUUUUCG